This is a messenger RNA of Morus notabilis, 1503 nucleotides long. RefSeq lists its product as uncharacterized. The transcript has a single exon. Lineage: Eukaryota; Viridiplantae; Streptophyta; Magnoliopsida; Rosales; Moraceae. The record is from RefSeq and is a predicted model, not a curated record. The coding region runs from base 1 to 1503 and encodes 500 amino acids.
AUGAAUAGACCAAGGGAUGCAGAUUUGAUUCCCUUGGACCCGGAGAUUGAAAGAACCUUUAGAGCCAGAAGAAGGGAACAACAGGGGUUAGCUGGAAUUGAAGAAAUGGUUGACGGAGUAGGUGGGAAUAAUCAAGGUAAUCAAGUGGUAGUAAUAGCAGAGGAUAGGGACAGGGCCAUCAGGGAUUAUGCCAUCCCCAUGCUCGAUGGUUUGCAUCCAGGCAUUGUGAGGCCAGAAAUCCAGGCAACUAAGUUCGAGUUGAAGCCAGUCAUGUUCCAAAUGCUCCAAACUGUGGGGCAGUUUAGUGUGAUGAUAACCGAUGAUCCACACAUGCACCUUCGGCUUUUCAUUGAAGUAUGUGAAGCAUUUAAGGCCCCAGGUGUGACAGAAGAGGCUCUUCGUCUCAAGUUAUUUCCUUAUUCUCUAAGGGACCGAGCUAGAGCAUGGCUGAAUUCUCUGCCACCAGAUUCGGUAGCUAAUUGGAAUGAUUUGGCUGAGAAAUUUCUGGUGAAAUAUUUCCCUCCGAACAAAAAUGCCAAACUUAGGAAUGAUAUCACAUCAUUUCAGCAGUUGGAAGGGGAAGCUCUAUGUGAAUCAUGGGAACGCUUUAAGGAAUUAUUGAGGAAGUGUCCAUACCACGGGCUCCCCUAUUGGAUUCAAAUGGAAACCUUCUACAAUGGGCUCAAUGCUUCGACUAGAGCCAUGGUGGACGCAUCAGCAAAUGGAGCCUUACUUGUGAAGUCAUACAACAAGGCUUAUGAAAUUUUGGAAAGAAUGUCUAACAACAAUUACCAGUGGCCCACCGAAAGAGUUUCUGCAGGGAGACGAGUGGCAGGAAUUCAUGAAGUAGAUGCGGUGACUGCGUUGACUGCUCAAGUUUCUUCUCUUUCCAAUAUUUUGAAGUCUCUAAAUGUGGCUGCUCCAGCUAAUGCAGCAACCCCAGUUGCAUUAACUUGUGUCUACUGUGGAGCUAAACACUCAUUUGAAAAUUGCCCAUCCAACCCCGAGUCGGUUUGCUAUGUGAACAACUUUAACCAGAAUAACAACCCUUAUUCCAACUCAUAUAACCAGGGGUGGAAGCAGCAUCUGAAUUUUUCUUGGUCGAAUCAAGAAGCUAGUUCGAUGCCAGGGCCUAGCAAACCAGCAUAUCCCCUAGGAUUUCAUCAACAUCAACAUCAAAGACAGCCACCUCAAGAGCAAUUAAAUCAGAGGCAGCCACAUCAAGCGUCAUCAACCCCUAUGGAGGCAUUACUUAAAGAGUACAUGGCAAGGAAUGACUCACUCAUUCAGGGUCAAGCAGCUCUCCUCCAGAGUCAAGCUGCAUCGUUGAGGACCUUGGAAAAUCAAGUGGGGCAGUUGGCUAAUGUUCUCAGUAAUAGACCCCAAGGAUCGCUUCUGAGCGAUACGGAAAACCCAAGAAGAGAUGGUAAGGAACAGUGCAAGGAGCAUUGCAAAGCUAUCACACUUCGGAAUGGUAGAGAAAUUGAACAACCAACUCAAUAG